Messenger RNA from Pomacea canaliculata, 1372 nucleotides. Its product is annotated as putative methyltransferase DDB_G0268948. The transcript has 4 exons. The record is from RefSeq and is a predicted model, not a curated record. Gene Ontology annotation, molecular function: S-adenosylmethionine-dependent methyltransferase activity. NCBI's taxonomy places the organism in Eukaryota, Metazoa, Mollusca, Gastropoda, Architaenioglossa, Ampullariidae. The coding region runs from base 76 to 882 and encodes 268 amino acids.
CAACUCUUGUGUCAUGGGUAUAAGGGAGACAACUAAACUUGCUUUAGCCAAGGGCGUUGUACUUGCUUUCUUGAAAUGAGUAGAGAUCUGUUCAAAUGGUCCAAGAUUGCUACUGCAUAUGCGAAGUAUCGGCCUACUUACGGAAAAGAAGUAUUCGAUACGAUCAUUAAUUUCUGUAAAGAAACGAAUGACAGUCUUUCCUUAGCCAUCGACGUUGGUUGUGGUUCGGGGCAAAGUACAAUCCCUUUAGCCAAGGAUUUCGACAAAGUAAUAGGUAUUGACGUGAGCGUGAAGCAAAUCGAAAAUGCACCAGAAAAUCUACCCAACGUUUCUUUUCGCACAGGAUUAGCAGAAGACUUGUCGUUCCUUUCUGAUGGAACGGUAGACUUGGUUACUGUGGCGCAGACAUUGCACUGGCUUGACCUUAAGGCGUUCUUUGGAGAGGUGCAAAGAAUCUUAAAACCAGGUGGCUCUUUGGUGGUAUAUGGAUACGGGCUGGCAGUUCUUGAUAAUUCCAAGGCACUUGAAGUACAAAAUUAUAUAUACAGAGAUGUUCUAGGUGGUUACUGGGAUCGAGGGAGAGACAAAAUUGAAGAGCAUUAUAGCAGCUUCUCACUGCCAUUUCCUGAAUGGAGAAGAAAUGAUAGUUUCAAGAUUGAGCGUUCUUGGACAGUUGAUGAGUAUAUGGGGUACUUGUCCUCAUGGUCUGCUUGGCACACCUACCUGCAGGAUCAUCCGAAUUCUGAUGCCAUGGAAUUGGUGAGACAAAGGAUGAAAGAUGUUUAUGGCUAUGGAAAAGAAGACAGCUUACAAGAAAAAAUGAAAAUCUACUGGCCAGUAUUUAUGCUGAUGGGUCAUAAGCCCUUGUCAGCACUAAAGUAAGGUCAGGGUUAGUAGUAUGACUAAUUUGUGACUCAUAUAUAUUUAUUAGGCAUAAUCCAACAUUUUAAAUUCUGUCUAGUUUGUUAAAUCUCAAACAUGAGAAUGAGUUUUCCAUGUCUUUAAGUAAAUGCAGAGACCACUGGUUACAAUUUGUCCUUGACAGUUAUAAUUGUCAAAGAGAAACUGGUGGCAUUUGCAAAAUGUUUAUUGACUGCUCAGCAUGCAAAAUGUAAUUAUUGUAAUUUUUAAGUUCUGAUGCUUUGUAGAUAAAGUGCAUGAAUGCUUAUGAUUUACUGUUAGAGAAAGAAGAGAAAAAAAAAAUGAAGAAAGCAGUUUCUGUGAUUGAUUAGCUUGGUUGUUUGGUCCUAGUCAUUCAUGUUUUAAUGCAUUUGCAUCCCUUUUCAUUAAAAUUGAAGUACUAGCCAUAUUAUGAAAAAAUUUCUAGCAAUUAAAAAAACUGACAAAAAUACAGUUCUGAUUAAAAAACACA